UAUAUCAUGUGACUUUACAAAUUAAUUGUCAAUAAUUUGCAUGCAUUAGCAUAACAGUGUAAAUUGGCCAGCGUUAACAGGAGAAGAACAGUUGAACUUUGCACCCUCGAAGGAACGAUCUGAGGGUGCGGCAAUCAGACAGAAGAAUCUUAGGGUUAAUUUUCGCUACUUUAUAGUCUAGUUGUUUCUAUCAAUGUACCUCGACAUUUGAAUAAAACCACUAUCAAUCGAGUCACAUUCAAGUCGAGAAUACAUUCCAAUCUUUGCAUCAAAGAGUACGGGCCGUGCCAGUACAUAGUUUUAUUCAAAUGAUCAAGACGGAGACAUCGAAUUCACGAGAAGAUUAAUUGUGUUGGUAAAAUGAAAUCCCUGGCGAUGCAGGUAUGACCUUUCACGAAAUUGUUUUGGCAUGUUGAUCGAAUUUGAGCUGUCUGGCGCUGUUUGACGUUUGGUAAAUCGAACUAGCGAUCCUAAACCUUCAACGCUGAAGUUAUGGAUCCUGACGAUAUGAACUAUCGAAAAGAACAAAGGCAACGUGGCCUAGAUUUGUCCACUGCGGCACUCGAUGAAAUAAUUUGCUCAUCUAAAAGGUCAAGAGCUGGUUUUCUUGCAGCCGUUUCUCGCGUUCGCGGACAAAUAGAAGCACUUUUGGCUAAUACCGGGAAUGUACAGACAGUUCAAACCCUAAAUGAGCGUUACAAAGACGCAUGGUGUAAGUUUGAGGACUCACACAACUAUUAUAUGUCAUUGCUUCCCCCGGACAGCACGGCGUUUUACGAAGCGGUUGAACAAUUUAAUCUUUUGCUUGAAGAAAAGGCUGUACUGUUGCAACGUGUCACAUUAUAUCUACAUGAUUCUGCUAUAACCCUUUCGGGCAGUUACGAAAGACCAUCUAGCCUAUUACGUUUUGUUAAAGGCGAACAUGCUUACGCUGAAAGUAUAACUUCACGAAGGUCAAGUCUUGUCUCAAGAUCUUCGACACAAGUUAAAAGGGUUGAAGCAGCGAAAGCGAACUUGGCGUUACAGUUGGCAGAACAAGAACGGCGUCGAACGAUUGAAGGGCAACUCAGACUCCAUGAAAUUGAAAAGAAGCAAAGAAAACUCGCGAGACAACAGAAGUUAGAAGAAGAAGAACUUGAAAGCGCAAGAAAGCUUGAAGCGUUAAAACAAGAAGCCGAUCGAAAACUCGCCGAAGUACGUCAACAAGCCGCCUUUAUGAAUCUUGAAGCGCAACUAGAGGAACAGAUUGAUGGCAAUCAAGAAAUCGAUAUGGAUUUGGUCUCUGUAGUCGGGGGUGAGAUUUACGAACAACAAACCGGAGACAUACCGUUUACGUACCUUUACGAAGAUGAGAUUCCACCUCCAUAUAUAGAGAAUUUUCCAACGUACCAGCCCCUUCAAGAUGAAUUAAAGCACCCCGUAUUUGCUUAUCAAGAGUCCUCUACUCCUGCUGUUGAUGUUGGAAGCCAGAAUAUCUUCCCAAAGGAAAACUUACCAAGCUGGACAGUAGAGCGAACGAAUGUCGCGCAUUCAUGUAAAAUACCACGUCUCAAACGCGAAGAAGACCUGGCGCGCGCACAGAACUCUUUUAACGCUGUACCACAACAUAGUCAACAAGUUCAUCAGCCGCCAGUCUGUUCCGAAGGGUACCAAAGCAUAUUGGUACCGAAAGUUCCAUCGCCAACAUGGUUGUUAGCCAGCGACGUCAGUCACCAGGAGUUUCAGCCAAUUGCGGUAAGACCUCCAGAAAAUAGCUUAAGAACUAAGGCAUCUCUGUAUGAGCACGAAUCUCACGCUAUUCCGACGGAGUUUCAAACUUCUAGAGAGGCAGCUUCGACACUUUCUAACAAGAAGGCGGAUGUCUUAGAGUCGGUUGCGUCAGCUAUGGAAAGCAUCACGUUGGUGCAACAACGGUUGGCGUCGGGUCUUAAUCUACCUGCUAUACAACUAGAUAAGUUUUCUGGCUCGCCAAACGAAUUUCCGUUGUUCAAGCAAAGAUUUCAGAAACGAAUUAUGUCCAACAAUGGCUUCGAUGACGGGGAAAAGAUGCUGCGGUUAUUACAGUUCCUUGAUGGCGAGGCAAAGGAAGCCGUAAAGAGUUAUGAAGUAGUGAAAGGAGGCGUAUACGAAGCGAUGAAAGUGUUGGAAGCAAGAUACGGAAGAAAGUGUUUGGUUGUAAGUUCCAUCGUAGAAAGCCUGACAAAGGGGCCACUCAUAGCUAUCAGAGAUCGAAUCGCGCUACGAAAGUACUCGGACGACGUUUCGAAUGCAGAGGCAACCUUGAGAUCUUUAGACUGUCUGAAGGAAGUAAAUCAAGGAAACCUGGUUGAUAUGUCCCAUCGACUGCCGAGGCAUUUGCAAGAAAAGUUCGCAACGUUGGCGCACGAUCUAGAGUCAAAAGAACAACGAUUCCCUACACUAAGUGACUUAGCAAAUUUUCUCAACAAGUGGGCAAACGUCGCAAACCACCCCGUCAAUACAUCUAAAUGUAACGUUCCGCUGAAAGGAAGGACUGACCCGGCACUGAAACUUAGUACAUUCGCGACUGGGCUUAACAGCAGCAAAGAAAAUUCUUUCCGGAUGGCGUUUGUUUCACCCUGUCCCUGUUGCUCGCAGAACCACUCAAUUUAUCGUUGUGAGCUAUUUAAAACCAAAACCCAACCUGAAAGGCUCGAAGUUGUGAAGAAAAAAGGACUCUGUUUCAAUUGUCUAAAGAGCAACCCCAUAACACGAUCCGGAGUUAAAGUAAAGCACAACGUUCAAUCCUGUCCAAGUAAGUUCAAGUGUAAAGCCGACGGUUGCGGUUUACCACACCAUACGUUGCUUCACAAACCAAAGUCAUUUGAGAAGCGCAAGAGCGAAGAAAUUCCUUGUGUAGAGAAUAAUGCAGCGAGCUUGAAGACUCCUGACGCUGUUUUGUUACAAGUUAUCCCGGUUCGAGCAAUCGGAGCGUGCGGAGUAACGACUACAACGUAUGCAAUGCUCGAUUCAGGAUCGGAAAUCACCUUGGUGGAUCCAUCGUUAAUCGAAAAACUCGGUGUUGAACGACGUUCGGAUAAACUAGUGGUAUCAACGGUGAGCAACGAAAACGAUCUACAGCAUGGCAAUCGAGUAAACUUAUCAAUCGAAUCGCUCAUCGAUAAAGAUCCCCAACGCCUGGAAUUAACGAAUGCUUGGAGCAGUAAGGAAUUAAAAAUACCCCUUCGUCAUCACCAAGCUUUGAACGACAAAUCGCGAUGGCACCACCUUCAAGAUAUCCCUUUCCCUGAUGUUGAGAGAAAGAAAAUCUCGAUUAUUAUUGGCACUAACGUUCCUGAAGCGUUCAUACCUCUUGAUGUUCGUCACUGCGGACCUGAAGCGCCAGUAGCAAUACGCUCUUGUCUGGGCUAUUCAAUCUUGGGCCGAAUUGGUCACCCAACCAAUCUGCAACGAUCCAUCGCGACUGCGUCAGUGGUUCGUAAUGUGUGCGACGUAGCCGACGAUGCUUCCCUCAACCAGCAACUGGAAUCGUUUUGGAAACUAGAAUCCUUCGGGACAACUCGCAACGAUUUGAAGCCUACCUCGGUUCAGGACAGGAAAGCUCUCAAGGUAAUAGAAGAAACACUCGUCAAGGUUGAUGGUCAUUAUCAAAUGGACCUAUUGUGGAAGGAUAAAGAUGUUCUCCUCCCAAACAACCAGUCAGUGGCAGAAUUACGAUUACGACAUUUGAGGAGGCGUCUGGAACAAGAUUGUGAGCUCAAGCAACGAUACGUCGCUGCGAUAAACGAUUACAUCAAGAAGGGUUACGCCAAACGACUUACGAAGAAAGAAGAAAUCACGCGAACCAACAAAACGUGGUAUCUGCCUCAUCACCCCGUCGUAAAUCCUCACAAACCCGGCAAAGUACGUGCUGUGUUUGAUGCUGCGUCGAAAUAUGGAGCUACAUCACUCAACGACCAGCUUCUUGUCGGUCCCGACCUCACAAACAACUUGGUGGGUAUCCUGAUUCGUUUCAGACAAGAUCCAGUUGCUCUCAUCGCCGAUAUAGAAGCGAUGUUCCAUCAAGUUAAAGUGCGUCCAGAAGACUGUGAUGCCUUACGAUUUUUGUGGUGGGAUGGUGACAUCCAAGGGCCGCCGGUAUCGUUUAAAAUGCUCGUUCACAUAUUUGGAGCCAAGUCAUCGCCGUGUUGCGCGAACAAAGCCUUACUACAGACAGCUGACGAUAACGAAACAAAAUACGGUAAGGAUGUCGCGGACAUUGUACGACAUAAUUUCUAUGUAGACGAUCUACUGAAAUCUACUGGAACGGUUGAAGACGCUACUAGGUUGGCUCGGAACUUAAUCGAUCUCCUCGCGGAAGGUGGUUUCCGAUUGACAAAGUUCAUGAGUAAUCGGAAGGAAGUUUUGAAAUCGAUUCCCUCGAAAGAGAGAGCUACGCCCGCUCUUGAUUUGGACUUGAACAAGUUGCCAAUAAGCCGUACCUUGGGUCUGUGCUGGGACGCGGAUUCUGACGAGUUCUACUUUUCAUCCAUCAAAACGGAUAAACCUUCAACUAAACGUGGAAUCCUUUCUGUCGUCAGCUCCCUUUUCGAUCCACUUGGGUUUUUGCUCCAUUUGUCUUGCCCGCCAAAGUACUUCUUCAGGAGCUCUGGCGUCAAGGAGUGGGUUGGGAUGAUGAAAUACAGCCGACAGAACUCAAAGUUUGGCAAAAUUGCCUUCGAUCGCUUCCGCAGUUAUCUAACAUCAGAAUUCCCAGAUGUUAUCUUGUGGCUAGGGUCACAGUCCACAGUAUCGAGCUUCAUGUGUUUUGUGAUGCCAGCGAAGUGGCUUAUUCAGCCUCUGCCUACCUCAGAAUAA
Messenger RNA from Dendronephthya gigantea, 4836 nucleotides. RefSeq lists its product as uncharacterized. The record is from RefSeq and is a predicted model, not a curated record. Lineage: Eukaryota; Metazoa; Cnidaria; Anthozoa; Malacalcyonacea; Nephtheidae. Bases 493 to 4836 code for a protein of 1447 amino acids. The transcript is spliced from 2 exons.